UCGAGGCUCGGCUGGCGCUGCCUGGCGCGGGACGGAGCGGGAGCAGCUGAGCGGAGGGGCCCGGAGGGCGCGGCGGCGGCUGAGAGACGAGUGGGGGCCGGGCCGGGCUGGCGGGCAGGCGGCGGCGGAGGCCAAAGCCUGGCGGAAGCGGCAGCCGAGCGGCCUGGGGGCUGGCCCUGGGCCGGCCGGCCUGAGAGGGCCGCGCUCCCCCGAGCCCGGGCCGGCCCCGAGCCCCGGGUCUAGGAUGUGCGCGCUAGUCCCCCGGCACCGGCAGGCAGCUCCCGGCCCGGCCCGCGGCUGAGACACCUCCCCCAACGGUGGCGAGUGAGUACCCGGGCGGAACCUGUCGGGGUGCCCUUGGCGAGGGACAGGCCGGCAGAGCUUUGCGGCCCCUACUGGGCAGGUAUGGCCUCACAGCUGCAGGUGUUCUCUCCUCCAUCAGUAUCUUCGAGUGCCUUCUGUAGUGCCAAGAAACUGAAAGUGGAGCCCUCUAGCUGGGAUGUUUCAGGACCAAGCAACAGUGACGAGUAUUACAGUCACAACAAAAAUCUCCCAGGUGCGCAAGUGCCAGCAAGCUCCUCUCAUCAGGUAGCAAACUUCAGCAUCCCUGCUUAUGACCAGAGCCUCCUUCUCCCUGCACCUUCAGUUGAGCACAUCGUGGUCACAGCAGCAGACAGCACAGGCAGCGGAGGAACAACAUCUUUCCAAAACAGCCAGGCUCUGACACACAGGGGCAACAUUUCUUUGUUGGAGCCGUAUCAAAAAUGUGGAUUAAAAAGGAAAAGUGAGGAGGUUGAUAGCAACGGUAGCGUUCAAAUCAUUGAGGAACAUCCACCUCUCAUGCUGCAAAACAGACCUGCGGUGGGUGCUGCGGCCACAACCACCACUGUGACGACUAAAAGCAGCAGUUCCAGUGGUGAGGGGGAUUACCAGCUGGUCCAGCAUGAAAUCCUUUGUUCCAUGACAAACAGCUAUGAAGUUUUGGAGUUCUUGGGCCGAGGGACCUUUGGGCAGGUGGCAAAAUGCUGGAAGCGCAGCACUAAGGAGAUUGUAGCUAUCAAAAUCCUGAAAAACCAUCCUUCUUAUGCCAGGCAGGGGCAGAUUGAAGUGAGUAUCCUCUCGCGGCUUAGCAGUGAGAAUGCUGAUGAAUAUAACUUCGUCCGCUCAUACGAAUGUUUUCAACAUAAAAACCACACAUGCCUGGUGUUUGAGAUGCUGGAACAAAACUUGUACGACUUCUUAAAACAGAACAAAUUUAGCCCUCUGCCUCUGAAAUACAUCCGGCCCAUUUUGCAACAGGUGGCCACUGCCUUGAUGAAGCUUAAAAGCCUCGGUCUGAUACAUGCUGACCUGAAACCUGAAAACAUCAUGUUGGUUGAUCCUGUACGUCAGCCAUACAGGGUGAAGGUUAUAGACUUUGGCUCUGCUAGUCAUGUUUCGAAAGCUGUGUGUUCCACCUAUUUACAAUCACGCUAUUACAGAGCCCCUGAAAUCAUUUUGGGUUUACCAUUUUGUGAAGCUAUUGAUAUGUGGUCACUGGGCUGUGUGAUAGCUGAGCUGUUUCUUGGUUGGCCUCUGUAUCCGGGAGCUUCAGAAUAUGAUCAGAUUCGUUAUAUUUCACAAACUCAAGGCCUUCCAGCAGAGUAUCUUCUGAGUGCAGGAACGAAAACAAGCAGGUUUUUUAACAGAGAUCCAAACUUGGGAUACCCACUGUGGAGACUGAAGACUCCAGAAGAACAUGAGUUGGAGACAGGAAUAAAAUCAAAGGAGGCUCGGAAAUAUAUUUUUAACUGUUUGGAUGACAUGGCGCAGGUAAAUAUGUCUACAGACUUGGAAGGAACAGACAUGUUGGCAGAGAAGGCUGACCGAAGAGAAUAUAUUGAUUUGUUAAAGAAAAUGUUGACAAUUGAUGCAGAUAAGAGAAUUACUCCACUGAAGACUUUGAAUCAUCAGUUUGUGACAAUGAACCAUCUAUUGGAUUUCCCACACAGCAACCAUGUGAAAUCAUGCUUUCAGAACAUGGAGAUUUGCAAGAGAAGAGUUAACAUGUACGACACAGUUAAUCAAAUCAAGAGUCCUUUUACAACGCAUGUGGCGCCAAACACAAGCACAAAUCUCACAAUGAGUUUCAACAACCCGCUCAAUACUGUGCACCAUCAGGCUAGUGUUUUGGCUUCCAAUUCCACAGCUGCUGCUACUCUGUCUCUGGCAAAUUCAGAUGUUUCCCUGCUCAAUUAUCAGUCUGCUUUGUACCCAUCAUCUUCUGCACCAGUUGCUGGUGUGGCACAGCAAAGUGUUUCAUUGCAGCCUGGAACCACACAGAUUUGCACCCAGACAGACCCAUUCCAACAAACUUUCAUUGUGUGUCCACCUGCCUUUCAAACUGGUCUUCAGGCGACAACAAAGCAUUCUGGAUUCCCUGUCAGGAUGGACAAUGCUGUUCCAAUUGUGCCACAGGCACCGGCAGCUCAGCCACUGCAGAUCCAGUCAGGAGUUCUCACACAGGUAAAAGGAAGCUGUACACCACUAAUGGUAGCAACUCUUCAUCCUCAAGUAGCCACCAUCACGCCGCAGUAUGCGGUGCCCUUUACUCUGAACUGCGCAGCCGGCCGGCCAGCGCUAGUAGAACAGACGGCUGCAGUACUGCAGGCCUGGCCUGGAGGAACCCAACAGAUCCUGUUGCCAUCUACCUGGCAACAACUUCCAGGGGUUGCGCUCCACAACUCUGUCCAGCCUACAGCUGUGAUUCCAGAGACAAUUGGAAGCAAUCAGCAAUUAGCAGACUGGAGAAAUCCCCAUUCACAUGGAAAUCAGUACAGCACGAUCAUGCAGCAGCCAUCUUUACUGACCAACCAUGUGACCCUGGCUACAACUCAGCCUUUGAAUGUUGGAGUGGCUCAUGUUGUGAGGCAGCAGCAAAGUAAUGUUGUGCCAGCAAAAAAGAACAAACAGCCAACCCAUAGUGCCGCAAAGCCAACAUCUACCCUGGAGGCUGUUCCAACUCAAGUCUACUCACUUGUAGGGAGCAGCCCUCUACGUGUUGCAUCUUCUUCCUCCAAUACUCUCCUUCCAGGGCAGGAACAGCAUCAGCCAAUUGUAAUUCCAGACACUCCUAGUCCCCCAGUCAGUGUAAUCACCAUCCGCAGUGACACCGAUGAAGAGGAAGACAAUAAAUACAAGCCUGGAAGUUUGGGUAUGAAGCAGAGGUCCAAUGUCAUCAGCUACGUUACAGUUAAUGAUUCCCCUGACUCAGACUCCUCGUUGAACAGCCCCUAUGCAUCAGAUGCGCUUUCCACACUCAGGAGCUCUGGGGCAGCUGUGGAGCCAAACAGAGGGGCAGCGGAAAGCUCUAACUCCCGAACCAUUAUUGUGCCUCUGAAAACUCAGCUCAGUGACUGUAUUGUAGCCACCCAAGCCUCAGGCGUCCUGAGCAGCCUAAGCAAGACCAAGCCUGUGGCAUCUGUAAGUGGGCAAUCGUCCGGGUGCUGUAUCACGCCAACAGGAUAUCGGCAGCACCGGGCAGUGGCAAAUGGUGUACAGCCACUCAACCUUAGCCAGAACCAGCAAGCGACUGUACUGGCCUCACAGGAGAGAAGCGGAAACCCAGCUCCACGUAGACAGCAGGCAUAUGUUGCUCCCCUGCCAACAACGAUUGCUCAGGCUCCCUACACCUUCCAGCACAGCAGCCCGGUGCAUCCCCACUUGGCAGCAGCAACAGCAAGCAACAUGUACACCUAUGCACCUACUACUGCUGCCACACUGGGUUCCACCAACUCCAUUGCGCAUCUCUUUUCCCCUCAGGGUUCUUCCAGGCAUACCACCUACGCGACACACCCAAGCACUCUUGUGCACCAGGUUCCAGUCAGUGUGGGACCUAGCUUGCUGACCUCUGCCAACGUAGCACCCGCUCAGUAUCAACAUCAGUUUGCUACCCAGUCCUACAUUGGUGCUUCCAGAGGAUCUGCUAUUUACACUGGAUACCCACUGAGCCCUACCAAGAUUAACCAGUACUCUUACUUGUAGCUUUUGGGGCAGAGAUUGGUGGUAGCUGUUUGCAUCUUGAUCAUAGAAAUGCAGAGAUCUGCAGUGGGUUUUGAAAUAUCUUGUCAGCUCCUCAGCAGCAGCACUGUGUAACCAGAGAAGGAGAACAGAGGGUCACUUCACUCUUGUUGACUGUGUUCUUUAUGGUCAUCAGAGUCUGUACAGUUGGUGGUGCCCUGCUGCUUUGGGGAAGCUCAGGUGCUGACUGGGGAGAACUUUUGGAUAAUAUUCAAAUUAAAAUUUUACAGUUUAUUUUAUGGAUGCUUUAAUAAACAGUGUCAAAGGCCUGAACCCCCAUUCAUUUAAAACUAUUCUGUUCAUGUUAAUCAUAGGGGAAAAAGAAAUCAAGGACUCUUUGAAAAGGCUGGGUUUCUUUCCAUAACUCUUAUACUUACCUAGUAUUUGUUUAAAUUAUUUUAGCAGCUUGCACAAAUCCAUAUUGCCACUAAAAAUGCACAUUUAACUCUAGGUUGCUAGGGCAGAUUUAUAAACUUGAGUUAGUAUUUUAUAGUUCAUUUUGUAAUUCACAUUUUUGAUAGGCAAUAGCUGAACUCUGCAAAAGCAGUUAUUUCCCUGUUCCCUCUCCUGUGGAUAUAUACGUAUAUCUUGCUCCCCAGUUUCUUGGUUUUACUGAUUUUCCUGUUUUGUCUAAGGUUAGAGCAAGAAUAGUUAUCAUACUAGUUCAUUUUAUGUUUGUAGUUCCCAGUUCAACCUUAAAACUUUCUUUCUUAUAUCUGUCUCUAAAUUUUUUGAGGGUGGUUUUGGUUUUUUAAAUUGCAGAUGCUAUGAAUUUCUUUUGAGUUGUAUGCAAGAAAAUAGUCUGUACUAUGGUUUGAUACUUUAGCCAGAUCCUCAGCCAAAAAUUCAUAGGCCUGUGUUGUUUUUUGCAAGCAAAACCCACUGGGAAUGGCUCCUGAUUAUUGAAAUUAAUAACAGCUGUGUAUUGAUCAUUCAUUUCAAUACUUAAUCAGGGGAAGAGCCCACUGGGUUGUAUCCUUUCAGGUUUGUUUGUUUGGGGUUUUUUUAAAUAAUGGGUGCCGCUGGAUUCCUUUUUUAAAAAAAUGCAGGGAUUUCCUUCCCUUCUUGCCUGGUUAAUUUAGCUAAGGUGUCCAAGAAUUGCCGAAACGUCAACCUGCUGACGUAUACAAUUUUUUAUACUCCUUCAAGCAUAUCCUUCUGGGAUCUUGUUGGCAACAAACUUUAAAGCGCUCUUAAUAAGACUUGUAUACAGUAAGUGCAUGUGGGAAUUGCAAAAAUAUGACACACAGAUUCCAGAUUUUAAACGUUUAUUACUGAAUUUAAAACUAUUUUAGAAGUUUUGUAAUGGUGGUGUUUUAAUAUUUUACAGAAAAUGAAAUAUUGUACAUAUUGAUCAAAACAAAGUAUAACAAGCAAAAUUUCCUGCUAAUCCCAAAUGUCUUUGUAAUCAAAAUGUGUAGUGAUUAUACUUGAACUCUGUAUUUAGUGUUUGUCUAACUCUUAAACGUUUCUGGGGAUGAAAUUGAUCUGUUCCUUUGUAUUUAAACCAAAAUGAGUUAAUACAUGUUGGAAUGUAUGUGAUAUAAUGCAAUCGUCUAGAGCUCAUCACUGUAGCACUGAGAGAGAAAAAAUGGAGCUGCAUGAGAGACAAGGAUACCUUCUGAUUUGUUUUGCACAGGUAUGUGUGACUGAUGUGUUCCCCCUCCCCUCCCCAUAUUGUAGUGCCUUAAAUGAUUAUGUAGUGUGACUAGAGUUUACAGUGAGCUUGCCUUAUGAUGGACCAGCAAGCCCCUCCGCUCUCCGUCAAACUGAAGCAAUUCAUUGAACAUAUCCAACUGCAAAUAUAUAUAAGUGGCAAAAUUACGUUACUUUAAGUUUCAAAGCCAACUUUAAAAGCUGUGGGCGCAAUCCUCUCAAAGUUUAAGCACUUAAGUCCCAUCAAUUUCAGCUGUGAAGUUACCCAACUCCCACCACAAUCAGUGAUUCAAUCCAAAUAUCACAGCAAAUCAUGAUUGGUGCUAACUAUAAUUUAGAAUCUAAAUCAUGGUUUGAGCUUCCAAAUGUAUAACAGGCAAACUAUAGUUCAGAGUUGGUUGGCUGCUUUUGCUUUCUGUCCUCUGAGUGGUCAGAUUUAUAAGCUGGUUUUCUGUCUUGGUCUAUAGUAGCCUUGGUAGGUAGAAUAAUGGGUGAGCCUGUGGUUUCUCAAAUUCAUCAUGCCAAAACAUAGUUGGCACACAUGGUGAUGAACAAAUUUAAUUUGAAUGGGUUUUGAUCCUGUUUUGCCAGCCAAUUGCAAUUUGUGGUUUGUCAGUUCAUAGUAACUUCAAACCAUAGCUAAACUUGCCUUGUCAUGGUUUAGCAUGAUAUCUGAAUUUAGCUAAUAAAUUUGAAAAGUACUUGAAUUUGGCUGGAUUGUGCCCUAAGUGUUUUAUUUGGAGUAAAACAUCCCCCCCCCCUAAAAAUGUUACCUAUACUAUUAGGUGUUGAUGCAUUUGUAAUAGGGUAUUGUGCCGGGAAUGCAUUGGGAAAUUUAUCUGAUGUUGCAGAGGUGAUUUAAGCACGUGCAAUUAUUUUUCCUUAGAUUAUAUUGUGAUGUUACCUUUUUCUGUUGUGUGUGUAGCAGAUGUUCCUUGUAAAAUAUUACUAGUUUGGUGUUAGAACUUUUAUACCAAAGAGAGCCUGCUGGAAAGCACAUAAUAUUCAGAAAUUUAUGUAACACCACUAGUAUUGUUGAGCUUUUGGGAAGGUUUGAGACCUGUAGCACUUGUGUUGUGAGGAAAAUGCACACCCAAACUGGUCAACCAGUGGUGUGUUUAUAAACCACAUUUGAUUUCCUGGGCUCCUUCAAACUAUAGUUCACUCAACCACUGCCAUAACGCAAUGAAGAAUCUUGGCCAAAUAGAGAAUAAACUGGCUUCGAGAGUGGUAUUGCUACAGCAAUAAGAGGCUUUGACAGCCUUGAAAAGUUUGUGUUCUGUCCAGUCUGGACUAUAGGUGAGUUUUGGUACAUUACAAAGAAUUCAGAAAUGUAAAACCCAUUUCUGAAUGCAUGUUAUAGCCUAGCCCAAAUGUGAACAGCUUGUAGAAUGACAUAAGGCAAUAUUCCUGACCCCACUAAAGUCAGAGGGGAGUUUGCCAGUGAUUUCAGUGAAGCCAAGAUUUUGGUGAUCUGCAGGUCACUUACUCAAAUAGAAGUAAGAGGUUUGUAGACUAAGCCUUGCAGUUUCCUUUAUCGUGAGGAAUGUGUUAUUUUUGGCAAUAGAAGAGAGUGGUUGGUUAACACCACGACAAACCGUGGACCUUUGCUGUACUCUUGCUCUCAAGUUGUUUAGUUCCUUCCUCUGUAUCAGUGUGAGGAUAACCAAGGAGUUUAAGUUCUUUACAUCGUUGAGUGUCAAAAAUGCUUUCUGUUGCUGUAACAUUAUCAAAAUGAUUUUCUGCUUUGUGCCAAGCCCAUUCUUAAUCACCCUCCCCUUUUAAUGGCGUGUAAGCCAUGCUUUCCUUUGCAAGAACAUUUAAGGGCAGAGUUAUGCCUUUCCAUCCAAGACAAAAAUUCCAAGCCUAUUCCACAGAAUUGUAAAAGUAGUAGGAAUCAAUAAAAGUAGCCAGGACUUCCAACCAGUUAAUUGGGUGAGAAACACAAAUUAGGUAAGUCCUGAAAUCUUGAGAGAUAUACCUAAUAUUUUGAUCCUCAAAGUCCACUCACCUCCACUGAGUCAAGUAUCCCUCGGUUUUUACAAGAUGCAAAAUGUGAUUGGACACCACCAGUGUUCAGAACCUUUUCUAAAAAGAUGUAUCCCUACAGGGCUGGAUUAUGACUGUAACUAUUUGUCCAGAGAUCAGAUAUUUUGGAACCAGCAUGUUUUAAUGAUUCUACUUUACCAAGGCUUAGUUUUUACAAAGAGCAGACAGAAUAGGAAACCUGUGUAGACAUCAUUGCUUCAGGAAGCAGAUUUCCAAAUCUUACUCUGCAUGGUCUCACAUAAUGGAAUAUUUCUGCAUAGAAAACAAAAACCUCUGCUUGCAGAAAACCAAGAGGCCACUUAGAAAGCCACUGUGCAAAAACUUUUCUCCUUGCCAACUUGUUUUUGUGUGUUAGAAUGGGUUUUUUUUGCUAUGGUGGAGCAUUCACUCAUGAGAGAUACCAGCUGUAUGUAUGGUACAGUUCAGACAUAGGUUUGCUAUUUCAACUGUGAGGAGGAGGCCUAAUUGUAUUUCUUUUCUCCAGUGCAAACCGAUCUUGACUUACUGUGGAUGGAGGGCAGAUAAGAUGAUGGGUAGCUUCACAGCUGUGCAGCCUAUGUGCAAAUGAAAAUGUUAUGCACAAAAACACACAUGCAUAUGUGUCAGAAAUCGAAUCCCUUUCCAGACCAAUUUGGAAUUUCUACUCUGUGCUGAGGCUGCAUUUAGUCACACAGUUGUAUGUGUGUACAUAUCCUGUUUGAAAUCUGAGGAACUUGCACGUGUGUGACUGCAGUUCUGCAGCUGAGUUUGUUGCAGUAAAUUUGCCUUUUGUAAUGACAAGAAAAGACGUGUUUCACUUAGAUUCACUCUUGUGAUUAGUUAAGCCAAUUAUAAUGUUUCUAAAAGCUGAAGUCUCGCCACACAGCUGUUACUCCACUGCAAAAAGCUUUACUGCUUGCACAUAGUUGAUCAGUGCAGUACUUUACCUCUGACUCAAUAUUUUUUAAGUACAUGAAAUCAAAUUGCUUCUAGGUGAUCUGAUUGGCACAGCCCUGCUUUCUCUUUUUAAUUUUUAACUUAUGAAUGGUGCCGCAUGUUAACAUAGUUGUUUGUUUGUUGCUAAACUUUAUAUAAUAUGUGAUUUCAGAUUCAGCUUGAACUAUUAUCUAACUCACUACAUGUAGCAGUGCAUUAUAUGUAAUGUUAGUAUUUCUGCUUGAAUCCUUGAUAUUGCAAUGGAAUUCCUACUUUAUUAAAUGUAUUUGAUAUGCUAGUUUACUGUGUAGAAUUUAACUUUUUUCUGGUCGUGUUCUUCCUUUUUACAAGCCGCUAGAUAAAGGUAGUUUCUGACAAUUACUGAUCUAUGUUUGUAUUGCCAAUGUACUUCGGGGGUAAUGUAAAAAUCAUUUUAACAAAAGGAAAUACAGAUAUUUAAAAAAUUUACUACUAACUAUAUGGGAAAAGGGUCCAUUGUGAAAACAUAGUUUAUCUUUGGAUUCAAUGUUUGUCUUUGGUUUUACAAAGUAGCUUGUAUUUUAAGUAUUUUCUACAUAAUAUGGUAAAAUGUAGAACAAUUGCAAUGCAUCAAUAAAAAAGGGUUAAUUUUCUGUACUCUA
Sphaerodactylus townsendi is the source of this 9320-nucleotide messenger RNA. RefSeq names its product homeodomain interacting protein kinase 1 (gene HIPK1). Gene Ontology annotation, cellular component: PML body; cytoplasm; nucleus. Gene Ontology annotation, molecular function: protein serine/threonine kinase activity; ATP binding; protein tyrosine kinase activity. Lineage: Eukaryota; Metazoa; Chordata; Lepidosauria; Squamata; Sphaerodactylidae. The coding region runs from base 406 to 4023 and encodes 1205 amino acids. The record is from RefSeq and is a predicted model, not a curated record. Gene Ontology annotation, biological process: peptidyl-threonine phosphorylation; intrinsic apoptotic signaling pathway in response to DNA damage by p53 class mediator; peptidyl-serine phosphorylation. The transcript has 16 exons.